GUAUUGCAAAGGUCAGUGAGACUAAUUACCAGGAGUUACUCCCUAGCGUCAGACUUCCGAGUACCCCAUUCCAAGGAAACUACCUAGUCUACUAAAUUUAGAGCACAGUGCAUAUAGUUCAGUGUAUAGCUAUAUCGGACUAUUAGUAGCGACAUCAUUUAUAUAUUGUCCGAUACCAAGAAGCAAUUGAUCAUGGGGACUAUAAAAGAAACUCCAACUCUCUACGUCACAGUACCUGCCGGAUAUCCAACUGAGCGUCAACAGCCAUUCAACUAUUCUCAACAACUAAUUCAAACAAACCUUCUAUCACCAACCACAGCAGCAGCAAUGGCCAACAAGUUUGAGAAAGAAGAGAAAUUUGACUAUUCCAGCAACACUGAGAGUGACUCGGAGUCCAACAACUCCAAGUCACGCUCAGGUAGCAGUUCACCGACUGCCUCGUUCGAAGAGCGAGUUUUUAAUGACACUACUGCACGCAGUGGAGGACCCAAUGCUCCGAACAUUGUUAAGUGCUAUAAAUGCUACAGUACGUGUAAUCUGUGGUAUGUCGUAUACUACUGUGGCCAUUAUAUACACCUGUGCGACAGCUGUCAUCCAUACUAUCAUGUGACUUGUCCAAAUGACCCACAAAGUACUCGAAAAGAAAGCCGAUAAAAACUCUGUUUUACAAUAGUACUUGCAUGUUGUUUUUAGCAUUCUUUUUAUAAAUUUAUUACAGCCUAAAGCACACUUAGGAGAAUGUACACAUGCGUCUCAGAACAAAAGCUACAUAGAAUUUAAUUGUGGUGAUACUGUCAAAGUCUGUAACUGGUGCUACAAAAAUAGAUUUGAUAAUUGCCCCACGCACACUACAAAUGUAAGGAAGUUUUGGUAUUUGUUCUAUUGUCGGUGAUCAGUGUACCAAGAUUGACUGAACUAAAUUAACUUUAUUAUAGCUAAUAACUAUAAUCAUAAUUUAUAGGCAGUAGCAAUGUUAUGGCAACAGCACGUACAUGUACACUUACUACCGCAUAAUAUAAUAAUUAUGGCACUUUUUGUACCUUUAUAUAAUUGUGAAAAUUAUUGUGAGCUUGG
Molecule: messenger RNA, 1074 nt
Organism: Halichondria panicea
Lineage: Eukaryota; Metazoa; Porifera; Demospongiae; Suberitida; Halichondriidae
Exons: 5
Coding region: 193-654 (153 amino acids)
Source: RefSeq, a predicted model, not a curated record